This is a messenger RNA of Zea mays, 1294 nucleotides long. RefSeq names its product malate dehydrogenase, cytoplasmic. Gene Ontology annotation, biological process: malate metabolic process. The record is from RefSeq and is a predicted model, not a curated record. The transcript has 6 exons. Gene Ontology annotation, molecular function: L-malate dehydrogenase (NAD+) activity. The coding region runs from base 42 to 1214 and encodes 390 amino acids. NCBI's taxonomy places the organism in Eukaryota, Viridiplantae, Streptophyta, Magnoliopsida, Poales, Poaceae.
AUCUACGCAACACAAGGUAGGAUCAAUCAAUCAAGUCCAUCAUGCUGCCAAGUUCUCUCCUCCAGAGGCUGGCAAGUUGGUGCCCGUGGUUGCUGAGAGAUGAGCCGAAGCAGCCUGUUAAGGUUCUCGUCACCGGCGCUGCGGGGCAGAUUGGGUACGCCAUAGUCGCCAUGAUCGCGAGGGGUCUGAUGCUUGGGCCAGACCAGCCGGUGGUUCUCCACAUGCUAGACCUCCCUAAGUCGACGGACGCCCUGAGCGGCGUCAGGAUGGAGCUGAUCGAUGCCGCGUUGCCUCUUCUCAGAGGUGUCGUGGCAACGAGCGACGAGGCCGAAGCGUUCCGAGGCGUCAGCUUCGCCGUCCUGAUCGGCGGAUGGCCGAGGAAAGAGGGGAUGCAGAGGAAAGACCUCAUCGCCAAUAACGUCCCCAUAUACCAGUCCCAGGCCUUUGCGCUGCAGCAGCACGCUGCCCCAAACUGCAAGGUUCUUGUCGUGGCAAACCCUGCGAACACGAACGCGCUCGUGCUGAAGGAGUUGGCGCCCGCGGUGCCCGCCAAGAACAUCACCUGCCUCACGCGUCUCGACCACAACCGCGCCCUGGGCCAGAUCUCCGAGAAGCUGGGCGUGCACGUCGGCGACGUCAGGAACGCCAUAGUGUGGGGGAACCACUCCUCUACGCAGUUCCCCGACGCCAGCCACGCUAUCGCCAGGACGCAGCACGGGGAGAAGCCCGUCAGGGAGCUCAUCGCCGACGAGAAAUGGUUUAAGGAGGAGUUUGUCACCGUCGUACAGCAGCGCGGCGAGGCGGUGAUCAAGGCGCGCAAGCAGUCCAGUUCGCUGUCCGCCGCCAGCGCAGCCUGUAAUCACAUGAGAGACUGGAUCCUUGGCACCCCGAAGGGCACGUGGGUGUCUAUGGGUGUGUGCUCUGACGGGAGCUAUGGCGUUCCCAAGGGCAUCUUCUACUCAUUUCCGGUGACAUGCGAGAAGGGAGAGUGGUCUAUCGUGCAGGGUGAGUUCUUAUCAUUAUACCAGAUUGGUAGCAACAGCAGCACCACCGUUCUUGACAUGAUCUGUUUAUUGUUCGAGGUCUUGAGGUUGAUGACUUCGCACGAUCCAAGAUGGAGCUUUCGGCGAAUGAACUCGAUGAAGAGAGGUCCAUGGCGUAUUAGUUCGUCGCCAGCUCUGAAAGCCAUCAGUAGAUCACUUGUGUAUACAUGAGUCAUAUGUAAACGAAAAAAAAAUGGGUGAGCAACAGACAGUUGCUUCACAACAACCAAUAAAGCAGAAAUAUUGCUUGA